AUGCAAUAUUUCCAUUCAGUUCCUGCACAAACCUCAUACAGACAUCUAGCGGCCAUGACAAAAGCAUUUAGAACCGCGGACAGGUUUCAGACCCAGUGUAAACCCUUAUCUGCUGUUACUUUGUCAAGAUGCUCAUCCAAACAGGCAGGUCCCAAACCACUGAAAGCUGUCAUCUUUGACAUGGGAGGUGUCAUCAUACCUGGCCCUUUUAAAUUAUUUGAAGAAUUUGAACGGCAAGCAGAACUGCCCCGAGGAACAGUCAGCCGCUUGAUUGCCAGCCAGGGCAUGGACAGUUUCUGGGCCCAGAUGGAGUUGGGUAGACUCACAGUCAGCCAGUUUACUCAGUCAUUUAACAAGGAGCUGUCACAGCAUGCUGGUCGUGACAUUGACGUCUCUUCUUUAGUUGCCAAAAUAAACCACGGAAUGGACGUAUCAUCGCCAGUCAUGAUUGAUGCGAUCAAGUGUGUCCGAGCUGAAGGUUUGAAGACAGCCUUACUUACCAACAACUGGUUCACUGAUGAGCUGAAGACAGUGACAAAACUGCCGGUGGACAGAUCACUGUUUGAUGUGGUUGUAGAGUCGUGUGUGCUGGGCAUCCGGAAACCUGACCCGAGGAUAUACACGCUGUGCCUGCAGGAGCUGAUGGUCAGUGCUGAUGAGGCUGUGUUCCUGGAUGACAUCGGUGCUAAUUUGAAAGCAGCAAAAGAUCUUGGAAUUAGGACAAUAAAGGUUCACAGUCCAGAGCAAGGUGUGGCAGAGUUGGAGCAGAUCCUAGGCAGCCAACUCAGGGGUUUUGUCCCUGGCACAACAGGUGUGCCCAAGCAUCUACAGCUGGACUCCACCAGUCUGGAGAACUACUUGAAGUCACUAGCACUGCAGGAUAGUGCCCCUCCAGCAGUCAGAAUGUUUGAGCACGGCCAGUCCAACCCUACAUAUUACGUUUCAUAUGCUGGAAGACACUUGGUGCUGAGGAAAAAGCCACCAGGGAAGCUGCUGCCUUCAGCACACGCUGUAGACAGAGAGUUCCGAGUCAUGUCUGCCAUGCAGAGAUCAGGUGUGCCAGUUCCAAACAUGGUGGCUUUCUGCAGUGAUAAGAGCAUACUUGGAACACCCUUUUACCUGAUGGAUUACGUAACUGGUCGUAUAUUCAAGGACAUGCGUCUGCAGGAACUGCCCCAAGCUUCAAGACGGGAAGUUGUCAAGGCUAUGGUCAGUGUUCUGGCUCAGAUUCAUGCUGUGGACAUUGAUCAAGCUGGACUUGCAGACUAUGGGAAAAAAGGGAACUAUGUGGAGCGCAACUUCCGCCGUUGGGCGUCCCAGUAUGAACACAGCAAAACCCACGAGAUCCCCUCCAUGACCAAACUGAUGGACUGGCUUCCCAAACACAUGCCACAGAAUGAGAGGGUCACAGUAAUUCACGGAGACUUCAGGUUGGACAACUUGAUGCUCCAUCCAGAACAGUUGAAAGUGGUUGCGGUCCUUGACUGGGAGCUCUCCACUUUGGGAGAUCCUGUGACUGACCUGGCAACUUGUGUCCUGGCCUAUUACCUGCCACUGAAUUGCCCCUUGAUGGUUGGAUUGGCAGAACAAGAUGUCAGUAGCUUAGGUAUUCCCACUGUGGACGAGAUCAAAGCCGAAUAUUGCCGACUCAGCAACCUUAGCCACAUCGACAACUGGGACUUUUACUUGUCCUUUGUGAUGUUCAGGACUGCUGCCAUUCUACAGGGUGUUUACAAGAGAAAUAUCUCAGGUCAGGGCAGCUCAUCAAUUGGCAAAAGUGUUGGAGGAUUUGCAGAAGCUAUGGCUGACAUUGGGUGGAAAAUAGCAUCAGAGAGCAGCAUGAAGCCCACAGCAGGCAUCGCUGCCUCAGCUACUAGCUGCAGCGACGGCAGAGACAAGAGACAGUACUCUACCCUCACCACAAGACACCAGCAGACGGUCAUGUCCACUGUUGCAAGACCAAUGUCGUCUGGAGCUAACCCUAAAGGCCAAGUUG
This is a messenger RNA of Candidula unifasciata, 1996 nucleotides long. The record is from the annotation of a GenBank genome assembly. NCBI's taxonomy places the organism in Eukaryota, Metazoa, Mollusca, Gastropoda, Stylommatophora, Geomitridae.